UCCGCAGUGCUCCUCUCUUCUUUUCGAAGUUGCGAGGAGGAAAUCUGCUGCAGAGGCGGGCAAUCGAUGCUGAACGAGUCCCGCACUGUGAUUUCGGAACUUCAGUGUCUCAGGAUUCAUGCGUUACCCUUUUUAUUCUGAAAUACUGCGCGCGUUUUCUUCAUAUUUCGGACUGGAAAUGGUGUCCGCAGGUCAAGAAUACAGAGGAGAAGAAGGCUGACGAGCUCACGUUCCGGGUCGCGUGCACUGACAAAUUUUUUCGGAUUUUUCCUGGAGCGUGAGCUAGGCAGCAAUGGUUUGGGCUCUAAGGGCUGUAGAUCCUGGCCACGUACCUUCUUCAUACUACCUCAAAUCUGCGACCACAUAUUCAGUGGGGCGGAAAGGUUGUUACAUAACUAUUCAGACGGACAAGACAAUAUCCCGAUUGCAUGCUAAUCUUAUCACUGAGGAGGCAAAGGCGCCCAAAACAGACGUAAAUGACGCAGCUAAUGUUCCACGGAUGCCAUUGAAAGUGCACGAUCUGUCGAAGUUCGGAACAUUUGUGAAUAAGCAUCCUGGCUCAAAACCACUGAACUCCGUGCCACUGUGCGAGGCUCCAUUGAACGAUGGAGACCUUAUCACAUUUGGAACGAAUAAGACAUCUUUCAGGGUGGAAUUCAUCCCCUUCUUCCUCUGUCUUUCGGGUCCACUUUUGCGUAGAGAGAAUCCAACCAUCACAUUUGCCCUCCGUCAUGGAGCCUAUGCAGUUGAGUUAUGGAAAGAAGGGUGCACUCAUGUACUGGUGGACGAAGGAUCAGCAGUCACUAAGAUGGUCAUAGCGGCCGUUGCGUUCAGUAAACCAGUACUCCAAGUUGACUGGUGGCAGAAAUUUUCAUUGGAGACAAAAGCCGUUACAGAAUUGCCGCCUUACAGCAGCUACUUACCAACCUUGGUUUUUCAAGGGACGGCGUCUUCCAUUCCCGUUAAACUUGGAUUGCCAGAAUUUCGCCAAAGCAUUUUACAGGAUUACACCUUCUUCUUGGUUCCAUUGGAUGCUUAUGAAUAUGGGGAUUAUUUGAUCCGGUUGCUAAGGUCAUCUGGUGGUACAGUGGAGUUAAUAUCAAAUACAUCAUCAACUGUAUCAAAAGGAACAAGGGAGCAACUGGUGGUGAAACCAAGAGACGGAACAUUCAAAGAAGGCUGGCCAAGCUCAGCCUUCUUAAAUAAUGUCAGACACCUACCACGGACUUCAGAAGAUAAACUAGUGCUUGCAGUGCUGGCGGGCAACGUUGGUGUUACGAGUUUGCAUUUUCCUCCAAGCCCGGUUGCGAGCGCAGAUUCGGAUGAAACCAAGGAGGAGUCAGAUGGAGAUGAGGUUGGAGAUUCUGCUGACACUCUCUCUUUCAAGGAUUUUAUACCUACGCUACCCUCCUCGCCACCAAAGGCAGGAAUGCAACCAGUAGGCACGAGUGCUCACAUCUCAAUCAAACUUGACGAAGAUGAUUCGCCUAUCGUGCAAUAUAUGCGGACAUCAAAGCGGAGUAGACAGCACGAUGAUUACAAUGCAGAGCCGGAUGGAAACACUGAAGUGCCUGAUGAAAACAAUGAAAAGCGUCAGAAAACGACUCAUCAAGAAUGUGUGUUAGAGACUCCAGGUUCAGAUUACUCACAAGAUUAUAAGCCAUUCUUGCACCCUAAAAAACCAAGCAAAGCUGCCAGCUCCGACCAAACCACAAAAGAGCGAAAACGGGCCACUAUGACAAUCGACAAGUUCUUCAGCCAACCUGAGGCAAAUAGAGCUAAGAAGUUGCACUUCACGCCUGAAAUUUCAGGUGGAAAAAUUGAUAAGGAAUUGACAAGUCGAAAUGGUGAACUUCCAUUUGUAGGUUCGAGUGCGAAGGAGCCAGAGGUCGAAAUAAAGCCAAUGGCUGCAUCUGCAAGUAAAAAACCUCCACGUUUGAAUGAGGAUUUGAGUGAAGCAGCUGAACCGCUUAUUGUUUAUAGCCAAUUGGUGGUGAGAAAAAACGCAGAGAUUGUGUCUUUUCCUACGACUCCAACUCGGGGAUCCGGUCCUAACUUCAAACGUUUCAAGAAGAAGGAACUUGGCCCUGGAGCAUCUGGAAACACAUUCGCUACUCUCGUUCCGUUUGCUAAAGAACCCUACAGGGAGUCCGAUCUGGGGCGAGAAAAGAAUGAAUUCAUGCAGGAGGAGCGAAGACGCAAAGAGUCGGAAAGAAUUGCGGACGACUUGUUUAACAAUGAAAAGAAGCGCACCACAACAUCGAAAUCUCGAGGUGGUGCAAAGAGGUGAAUCGCAUCAAUUAUGUAAGAAACAUCCUGGCUUUAUGCACAUUCGGCACUUGGGGUCAUUCCAGGAACCAAAAGGAGCACUUAAGAUUAAUUUUUUUCAUGUAAUUCUCCUAGUGUGACGAUCGUCAGUCCCAGUUCUAGCUUAAAUUUAGUUGUUUCAAUUUUUUUUUUUUCUUUUUUCUUUCUUUUUCUAUUUUCUUUCUCUCGAAGAAUUUCAGCUUUGAAUUGAAGCCACAGAGCAGUUGCCUAAAACUAGAUAGCAUGAACAAGCGGCAAAAAGGCCCUCUUUUUUAAACAAAUUUGAUGAUAGAGCAAGUUUGUACAUUGAAUGUUCGAAAUACAAAAAUAUGUAAAUUGUAUGUAUGUGACUUUAAUUGGUA
Molecule: messenger RNA, 2669 nt
Organism: Physcomitrium patens
Lineage: Eukaryota; Viridiplantae; Streptophyta; Bryopsida; Funariales; Funariaceae
Product: nibrin homolog
Biological process (GO): double-strand break repair via homologous recombination; mitotic G2 DNA damage checkpoint signaling
Cellular component (GO): Mre11 complex
Molecular function (GO): damaged DNA binding; protein binding
Source: RefSeq, a predicted model, not a curated record